CAUCUUUUACUGUACUGUUUUUGUUUCAUCCAUUUGCUGUGUUUUGUUCUGUUUUCUUUGUUGUAAAAGCAACGGAACGAAACUACGUCCAAUAGAGAAGACUUAAAAAAUAAUCAUAUACUGCUGCCAUGUAGUUAUAAUUACUGAUAUACAGUUUGCUUUAAAAAGUUAAAAACCAGCUCACAAAAUGACUGAAGAACAUGUUAACUAUACGCGAUGGAACGAUGCAUCCAAUCUGCAAGCGGAGAUUCAACCGAUAACGGCUCGCAUCGAAGACAUGUUACUGCGGCUAGAGGAAUUCGAAGCUCUACUUGAGCUAACGAAGGCACAACGCUCGGUUGCGGUGCAGCAGAACAUCGGAACGAUCGUCGCAAUGAAGCCGGAGUUUGAUGAGCUGUGCAGCAGAAUCGAUCAGCUGGAGCGUUUCGUUGCGAUGGUGUCCAAGAAUCUGGAGGCUGUGGAGAAGCAGGUUCAGAUUGCCGAAGAAGAACUGGACAUUCCGGAUAAGACUAUCAAUGUGCUGCUGAAAUCGUUGAAUAUUUUUAGCAAACCGAAGACGCUGGAAAGGCAAACCAAUCGGAAUGCUAGUGGGGUCUAUCAGGCACCCACUAUUUUCAAAACUAGCGAUUAUUUUGGGUCAAAGGAGGUUAAGGUUGUUGAUGCUGCUGGUGGUAUCAUAAAUGAAGAAGGUCAAGAACGUGGUGAUAAGGAAAAGUGAUGCUUUGUUGU
This is a messenger RNA of Uranotaenia lowii, 729 nucleotides long. It is a transcript of the gene Blos4, whose product is annotated as biogenesis of lysosome-related organelles complex 1 subunit 4. The transcript is spliced from 2 exons. Bases 188 to 718 code for a protein of 176 amino acids. NCBI's taxonomy places the organism in Eukaryota, Metazoa, Arthropoda, Insecta, Diptera, Culicidae. The record is from RefSeq and is a predicted model, not a curated record. Gene Ontology annotation, cellular component: BLOC-1 complex.